Gadus macrocephalus (Pacific cod) is the source of this 4832-nucleotide messenger RNA. Its product is annotated as high affinity cationic amino acid transporter 1-like. Gene Ontology annotation, molecular function: amino acid transmembrane transporter activity. The record is from RefSeq and is a predicted model, not a curated record. Gene Ontology annotation, cellular component: plasma membrane. Gene Ontology annotation, biological process: amino acid transport; transmembrane transport. Lineage: Eukaryota; Metazoa; Chordata; Actinopteri; Gadiformes; Gadidae.
CACUCUCUCUGUCUAAGCUAGUGUGAACUGAGUUGAAGAAGCGCUUACAAAAAAAAGAACUGAGAGCAUUUUCUAAAGGUUGGAUAAGGAUUGCUCUGGACAGGGGUUUAAUUCUUCUUUCAGAAGGCAUUGAAGACGGUCACCACAUGCUGGUAGACACUGCCGUCUGCCGGUGGAAAACUAUAUUUACAAGUUAAAUCAGUCCUCGUAAAAAAGUUCAGUUGGUAUGGAUAGACCUCAGUCGGGUACGCCCUUAUUCUAGCAGCAAAAUCGAAAUACACACGGCGCGCCCAAGGUGGACAACCGCUCAAGUCAUUUGACUUAAGCCGCCACUCCUUAAAGACCUGCCAGGGAGUGAAGGAUCGCAGCUCUGCUCACAAAGAACCUGGAGCUCCCUAAGACCUGGGUCCUCGUGUAGUUCUGGUUCUGCUUCAAGGUGAUCUUGCCCACGCUAGGUCACCGGUCGGAUCUCGGGAAGAACAUAAAGACUUCAGAGCCGUCAAAUUCUUUGGCACUCUCUUGAGUCUCUUCCGACUUAGGUUGCCUCAGAUACUUCUGAAUGCCCGGAUACUAAACAGUUCCAAAUACUACUUUGAAACUUCGGAAGAUAAUAAUAAUAAUAAUAAUAAUAAUUAAUAACAAAAAUAUAUAAAAAAAUAAUAAUAAUAUAUUUAAUUUGUAGAGCAAAAAUCUUAGACUUAAAGGAAGACUUAGGAACUCGCGGAGACUUCGAUCCCGCGAAGACUUUGGAACUCGCAAACACUUCGGAACUCACAAAGACCUUGCAAAAAAAGACUUCAGUUAAGAUCUUUGUGUCAAAGGGGAUCUUCGCUCCGCAGCGUUUUACAGGAAGAGGAAGGGAGUGGGUGCCGAGAUGCUUCUGGCCGCGUUGAGGGGCAUCGGCAAGCAGCUCCUGAGGGUCAAGGUGGUGGACUGCAACGCCGAGGACAGCCGCCUGGCCCGAUGCCUCAACACCUUCGACCUGGUGGCCCUGGGCGUGGGCAGCACGCUGGGCGCCGGCGUCUACGUGCUGGCGGGCGCCGUGGCGCGAGACAACUCGGGGCCGGCCAUCGUCCUGUCCUUCCUCAUCGCCGCCAUGGCGUCCGUCCUGGCCGGCUUGUGCUACGCCGAGUUCGGCGCUCGAGUCCCCAAGACGGGCUCCGCCUACCUGUACAGCUACGUGACGGUCGGGGAGCUCUGGGCCUUCAUCACAGGGUGGAACCUCAUCUUGUCCUACAUCAUCGGUGAGCGUCCGCUCCUCAGCGUGUCCGACCUGCUGCCGCUGAAGGAGAGCCUGGGUCAGGGGGGCUUCAUGCCCUUUGGGUUCACCGGGGGGGUCCUGUCCGGCGCCGCCACCUGCUUCUACGCCUUCAUCGGCUUCGACUGCAUCGCCACCCACAGGUGAGCCGGGGAGGAGGUGAAGAACCCGCAGCGGGCCAUUCCCAUCGGCAUCGUGUCCUCGCUGCUCAUCUGCUUCGUGACGUACUUCUGCGUGUCGGCGGCCCUCACGCUCAUGUUGCCCUACUACCUGCUGGGACGAGGCAGCCCGCUGCCCGUGCCGUGGCCCUUCUCCUACGUGGGCUGGGCGGGGGCCAACUACGCCGUUGCCAUCGGAUCCCUGUGUGCCCUGUCCACCAGUCUGCUGGGCUCUAUGUUCCCCAUGCCUCGGGUGAUCUGGGCUAUGGCUGAGGACGGCCUGCUCUUCAAGGGUCUGGCCCAGAUCAGCGGCCGGACCAAAACACCCCUCAUCGCCACCCUAGCUUCCGGCAUCGUGGCAGCUGUGAUGGCCUUCCUGUUUGACCUGAAGGAUCUGGUGGACCUGAUGUCCAUAGGAACCCUGCUGGCCUACACACUGGUGGCGGCCUGCGUGCUGGUGCUCAGGUAUCAACCGGAGCAGCCCAGCCGGGCCUACGAGGCGACCAACACCCAGGACGACAUGGACGGGCUGGACCCGCAGGGCGAGGUGAGCGAGGGCUUCCUCCCGCGGACGGAGGAGCGCUUCACGCUGAGGAACCUCCUGUUCCCCGCCAACACCGAGCCCACCGCGCUGUCCGGCUUCACCGUCAACGUCUGCACCAGCGCCCUCGGUGUUCUGGUGUUAGUCUUCUGUGUUAUUGCCGUGCAUGGAGGUUUCGCCAGCUGGUCUCUGUCGCUGCUGGGCAUAAUCUUCUUGCUGUGUCUCACCAUCACCCUGAUAGUGUGGAAGCAGGCACAGAGCAAGACCAAGCUAGCUUUUAAGGUUCCAUUCCUACCCUUCAUCCCAGUGGCCAGCAUGUUUAUUAACAUCUAUCUGAUGAUGCAGCUCGACAAGGGAACCUGGCUUCGCUUCUCCAUCUGGAUGGUCUUAGGGUUCGUCAUCUACUUCAGCUACGGGAUACGCAACAGUGCGGAGGCCGUGUUGACGAGAGCUAGCGGGGCCGGCUACAAACCGGCGUGCUCGCUCAGCGAACACCCCGUGUCCUUCGAGAAGGAGAUGUUCCUCAACAACCGACCCCAUGCCCCCGAAGAUGACGACGACGAAGAAGAUUCAUGAUUCUCAAGGUUUUGUUAAUUGGCCUAGAAGUUGUGUUGCUAACAUGGAAUUAGCAUGGAUCAUGGAAAAGUUAAUUAACACCUGACCUAUUCAGAAGCACUAAUUUAAACAUUGGCAAAGCAUUGAAAUCGGUACUUUGUGCACUACUAUGGCCCUCCUGAUCAGUACAAAAAUGCUUGAACAUAUGCCUUUUUAUUACUAAAAAUAACUAAAUGGUUUGGUCGAUUAGAAAUUAAUUAGCAGUUUGCUAAAAAAUGUAUUCACAGACACUCUUUUCUCUGGAGUGCCUUUUACAUGCAAACGGAACAAGCCUGUAAGGGGCACAUUCAACUCUCCCACCGUCCUGUGUGUGGGCUCCGAAUUCACCAACCUUAAAUCCCAAAGUUUGUUUAUAUCUACAAAGUCGUUCAAACGUUCAAACAGGGUGCCCGCAAGGACCACAUGACACCCGCAGGCCUGUUCUAAACAUAGCACAACUCAUUCUUGAACAACUCUUUCCCACCUUUUUUAAGUCAUUGUUGAUAAUUAUUGGGAGAAAUCAGUAACAUGAUCAGUGUCUUCACAUAGAUGAGUAUCAUUAAUAAUAAUAUAUAACUAAAGGCAAACUGAGCGAAUUUGUUAUUUCAGAAGAGUGUAUAGAACUGGGUGCCCUUCGUAUGACUCAGUAGGCUACCCGUGAAGUAGCUCUCAGGUUCAAAAAGGUUGGUGACCCCUGGUUUAGUAUCUCACGCUUGUCAGCCGCCAGGGGUUCAUCAGGGUGCUUGUGUGUUUGUUCCUCCGAGGUCGGUUUCUGGAACUGGGUCUCUCCCAGGUGGCGUCGUAAAAAAACAACUGCCUCCCGGAAGAAUUGUGACUCGGAAGACAGCUGGCGUCCAUUUUUAAACCCAGUCAGCUGAUCAUGAGAUGAGUUUAACGAAGCCAUGCAUGUCCAUCGGGCUCCACAUGUCGUAUUAAAAGAACAUGCUCAACCGCAGGACACGGAACACAAUACAAAUUUGGCUAAAGAAAAACCUUUCUGAUGACCAUUCAGUCGGCUGGAACCAUUUUUAUAUUCCGGUUCUAGUAUGUUUUACUAUUUAGUCAGUUAACAGACCCUUUGAUGCAAAAGGAAUAGCACAAGUUUUGGUGGAUAUCCAUCAUGAGUUCUCUGCAACUGCCCUGUCAUUUACCUGAAUGUAUUGCUUGCACUGUAUAUACAGUACGUUGUACCGAGCCGUAACUGGAUCAUGUUACUGAAUGAGAAGAUGUCAGCGAGAAGGUACUGUACAUUGAAAGCGCACACGCCACUGGAAUCGGUCAUUGUUGGGAAUCUCUGAGUAGUCCAACACAGGACUUUGUUCAGUUGGCGUCAGAACCGGCUCAUAUAUUAUUAUUAAAUACUAAGCAUCAAAUGCACUAUGAUUCUAUCCCCGGGUUUCGCCUAUUGAUCCGUGCCAAACGACGGUUGAUAUUAGAUCGGGGCAUUUUCUGUGUUCUCUGUUGAUGAGCCAAAGGUGUUUGGACUACUUGGAUUUAUUUGAAACUACAAACAGAGGUGGUUUUUCAAAUCAGAGUUAAGAGUUAAUAAGUACCCUCAGUGGGUAUUAUAAAUGAAUGCAAUCAAGUGUCGCCCUACAUGUAAUUGUAACCAUUAUUUCAGAAAUGCUGUAUAUAUUGUACAUUUAAAAUGCUUUUAUUUGAAUUCUUGCAGUUUGAGUCGAAAAAUUGGGAUAUAUAAGAAAUGCGUUGGCCGUUUUUCUUGCUAUUUAUGUUUUCCUUUCAUUAUGCCUGUUUCUUUUGAACACAAAAAGGGCUGCUCAUUCAUAGCUAGAAAUAAUGGCUCAUGGAUAAAUAGGCUAUUUAUAAGCUUAUCGGUACACUAACCCAAAAAUGGUUCUAGUCGAUAUGUCAUUCAGGUGCUUUUAUCAGUCUAAUUUGUUGUGUUUACUAUGGGGCUGUUAAACAACACUUUUUUCCAGUGUAGUUUAUCUAGUGGUGUUAUUGAAUGUAUAAAGAUACCAUAAAAGAUACUGUAAUGAUUUUUUAAACAUCUGGGAGAAGUUUUCUCUGAUGUUUCAGGGAAACAUUCAGUAAAUGCAUCUUCACGUCAAAUGUACACCCAAAAAACUGCAUCAACAGGAUGGUUGUUCAUUUUAUAUCUGUUACAAGUUUCAAAUCGUUUAUCAGACUAACUGACAUACUGACAUUGUUUUCAUAUUACGACAGAUCUUAUUUCAUCCGUCCAUUGUUGUUGAAUUCUGUAUCAUCCUUUCAAGCUUUCUGGUUACGAUGUCUGUAAAUAAAUGUUAACAUUUUAAAA